Dermacentor silvarum is the source of this 3036-nucleotide messenger RNA. RefSeq names its product alpha-(1,3)-fucosyltransferase C. The record is from RefSeq and is a predicted model, not a curated record. Lineage: Eukaryota; Metazoa; Arthropoda; Arachnida; Ixodida; Ixodidae. Bases 623 to 1756 code for a protein of 377 amino acids. The transcript is spliced from 2 exons. Gene Ontology annotation, cellular component: membrane. Gene Ontology annotation, molecular function: alpha-(1->3)-fucosyltransferase activity.
CCCAGCAGAUGCGCAGUCGCGGCGUUCUCGGGCGGCUUUCAUUUCAGGAGCUCGGCGCCUGCCACAUCGGCAGCAGUUGGCGCGGGGCGCAACAGGAACUACUCAGCUUUACGAAGCGACACUUUCGGUGGAGGCGGCAAUCAAGGAGGCAGCUGCGCGGGUGGCUUGCCGCUGUCACGCAUCAAAAGAACGUGCGUCGGAGCGGGCGUACAGGGGGCGUCCGCGCGUUCUCCUCCCAUCGAUAGAAGGUCCGCUCAUUUUUAGGGCCGCCGCGCGGGCCCACCACGUGACUAUGUUGACCACGAGACAAGGCAGUGCGAGCAGUCCACCGCGUCCUCUGGAGUGCCGUCGAGCUCCUGUUUUCUCUCCCGCUCCGGAGAAGAGCCGCGUGCCCACGACUGGGCACGAGCGUAUCGCCUCGAACUGACGGUGCGACAUGCAGCACCCCGAGUAAAGAGCGUCAGCCUGCUACCAGUCCCCGCAGCCCGUACACGCCCUACGAAAAUUUUCUGAGAUGCGCGUCCACGGCAGCGACGCAUGACCGCUGCUGCUCUCAGGACACCUCUGCAACCCACCUGCCUUGAAAUGAGCCAGGGUGCUGCGCCGCUGCCUGCUCAUCACCAUGGCGGCCAUCACCAAAAGUGGCUUCCUCGUCAUCGUGUCCUUGGUCCUGUUCCUGUGCCUGUUCAUGGUGGCGCAGAAUCGACAACCCCUCUGGCGGGUGUUUGACGCCUUCAGAAUGAACGAAUGGUCUUACAGUCCUUUCUACUCGCCAAGCAGUGUCAAUGGCACGAGCCGUUUACCCCGGAUCAUGAUGUGGACAUCGUUCUACGGUUCCUGGUACGGCUUACUGAAUAACAAAAAGGUCGGUGAAGACUUCACUCGCAAAUGCGCCGUCAAGUGUUCAAUCACCAACGACCGGCGCCUGCUGGCGUCCAGCGACGCCAUCGUCUUCCACGUGCGCGACAUGGACAUGAACGACCUUCCUACAAGGCGUUCCCAGUCGCAGAAGUGGGUCUUCUGGUCUAUGGAGCCACCGCCGUACUCCGUUUUCGCCGGCUUCAAUUAUAUGCACAAUAUGUUUAACUGGACCAUGUCAUACAGGCACGACUCGGACAUUUACGAGCCUUACGGGAAGAUUGUGCCCCGCAAUGUCACCGUUGUUUACAAGAAAGACCACAGAGCUCUGUGGAAGUCCAAGCAAAAACAAGCUGUCUGGAUGGUCAGUCACUGCAAUACCGACAGUAAACGAGAAGAGUAUGUCCAAGAGCUGAAGAGGCACCUCGACGUUGACGUGUACGGCUCUUGCGGUGACCACGUGUGCCCAAGAUCCAGAGGUAGUGCCUGCUACAACGAUUUCGAGCGGACCUACUUUUAUAUGCUUGCCUUUGAGAACUCCAUAUGCAACGAUUAUGCCACCGAGAAAUUUUUUUCAGCACUUAAAUAUGACAUGGUACCUGUGGUUUUUGGAGGUGCCAAUUAUAGCCAAAUUGGGCCUGCUCAGUCGUACGUCGAUGCGCUCGCCUUCAAAUCUCCCAAGCAGCUUGCCGAACACCUUAUUGUCCUGUCAAGGAACUACACGGCGUACAGCUCAUAUUUUAAGUGGAGAGAGACUCACCAACUGGUGACGUGGGACGUUGACUUUUGUGAGCUUUGUUCUAGGCUGCAUAGCCCGCAGUUUCAGAAGACAUCGUCGUACAAUGACAUGCGCGUGUGGUGGGAACAGCAGGGCCGCUGUCGGACGUGGGUGAAGUAAGAAAGACGCUUAACUGUGACUCCUACUUCCUGAGCUUUUGCUCUCCGUGGUUGUGUUUUGUCUGAGACGUGCGGCUGCGACUUAAUCAGGGUCAAAAAUACUUAUUUGUGCAGGGUGCUUUUUUUUUUCCUCUCGUUUUCUGCGGGUCCUGCAUCAUCGCGAGUGUUCGCACAUAAUUUUGUGCUCCACAAAGCAGUCGGCAUGUUGAGUAGAGCACUCGCGAGCACAGGUUGCGUAUUGCCACAGCACUACAGUUCCUAGGUGAUCACGUGCCUAGGAGCUUUCAGAUUAGGCGCAACAGCCCACGGGUAUAUCGCUGAUGACGGCGAACAAGUGCCGGGACCAUAUUAUUGUAUUCUGCGCGUUGAGAUGCCAAAUCAUGAUCAGCGUGUUGAUAUUGCAGACUCAUUUUAUAAGGUCACGCUUGAAGUCGGGGUUGGGGUUAGCCAGUUUUUCGCCGUGUCACACUGUACAUGUUCAUGUGCACACCCGGCCGCGAAAGCUUUCGGAGCACAAGAUCUUAAAAAAAUAAUAAUAUAAUGUUUCCACGUACGACCUACAUAUUGCUCGCCUAAAUUCUAAGCUGGGUGGCGAAGUGGCGAAGAAAUUAACGUUUUUGCGAAUUCCCUACUUCGAAAACUUUUGCGGUCGCCUGUACGUACAACUUGGUCCGUCGACGCCUCUUACACAGCCGAUUACUGCACAUCUGUUCGGUGUUGCACGCUAUGCCUUAUUGUGGAUGUUGUUAUAUUGUCAGCCACUCAAUUGCAGCUAUACGUACCUAGACUUGGUGUACACACAAUUUGCCUUCGGGAAGCAUUUUGCCAUUUUGCCCAGUGUCUUAUCGAGUGGCUUGUUGACCAUUGACGUGGAAGUUAUAUUGUUUACUGUGGAAGUGAUAGCUUUGUGCCGAGUAGAACGUUACACAGUAAGAACAGGCUGCUGUAUAUUCAAGAACGCAAGGUGUUGUGAACACGUAUUUUUUAACCAAAUGUUGUAGACGGUUCUUGUGUGUGCGUAACGCCAAGGGUGUAUUGUGUUGCUAGUAAACUUGGCGAAUCGGUGAUGUCUGCUUGUGAUAUACAAGGGAGGAAAGAAAAAAAAAACACGAAAAAGACGCAAUAAUGUUACCUUCGUCCAUAUUUGCUGGUUGAAAGGGACCCUGAAUCUACAGAAUUGCUUGGGCGUCGUGAGAGACCACUCCACUAGAAUUUCUACCGCAAGACGAGUUUUCGAAAACUUUCGAUCACCGGUGGAGUCAUUGGAGAAUAAAUUUUUUU